AUUUUUAUAUAUAUGUGCAGGGAGACGGAGUAUGAAGGGAGGUAUCUCACUCCUCCAUGUGCUCGCACCAACCGGCUUCUUGGCUAUCCAUUCAUAGCCAAACCAAGAUGGCUAGCUUCGCCACCUCUCCCUCACCGGCGAUGGACAAACCGGCAGCCGCAGCUCCAGGGGGCGCCACCUACACCGAGAGCUCAGCGGUAGACGCCCCAUCCGAUGAGAGCCUGAAAGACUUCAUAUCCUCGCUCCCGUCAAGGGAGGGGUGGCCGAAGCCGCUCAUCCAGUACAAGGGCUACUGGUUCAAGCCGAGGAUGCUGGAGGGUGUCCUGCGCACCAGACGAGCCUUCCUGCCCCGCGCAGAUGACGUCGUCCUCGCCACGCAGCCCAAGUGCGGCACCACCUGGCUCAAGGCCCUCGCCUUCACCGUCGCCACGCGGUCCCGCCACGGCCUCGGCGCCGACCACCCGCUCCUCACUUGCUACCCGCAUCACCUCGUGCCGUACAUCGAGAUCCCUGGUGCUGCCGGCGGCCAUGUAGUCAACCUCGGCGCGCUCCCGUCCCCGAGGCUCCUCGCCACGCACAUGCCCAUGUCGCUGCUCCCACCGGAGACGCGGUCGCUCGGCUGCCGGGUGGUGUACCUGUGCCGGGACCCCAAGGACACGCUCGUCUCCAGGCUGCACUUCGAGAACAAGCUGGCGGCGCGGUGCGGCGGCGUCGGCCCGUCGAUGGACGACGCCUUCGGCAUGUUCUGCGAGGGGUUCUCGCCCUACGGCCCCUUCUGGGACCACUGCCUCGAGUACUGGGAGGAGAGCGGGGCGAGGCCAGACACCAUCCUCUUCCUCAAGUAUGAGGAGAUCAAGCUGGACCCGGCGCGGGUCGUGAGGAGGCUCGCGAGCUUCCUCGGCGUCCCGCUGACCGAGCAGGAGGAGAGCUCCGGCGUCGCGGACAAGGUGGCGAGGAUGUGUAGCUUCGAGACGCUCACCGGGCUGGAGGUGAAACAGGUCGGCGGCGUCAGCCACGGGAAUAGAGUUCACUUUGAUAACUCUGUGUUCUACAGGAAAGGCGAGGUAGGGGACUGGGUGAACCACAUGAGCCGCGAGAUGGGGGUGAAGCUCGACCGCAUCGUCCAGCAGAAGCUCCAUGGUUCCGGGCUCGUGUUUUGAGCAAGAGUCAUUUGUCAUGUGUUCUGUGCUCCUUUGCACUCUGCUGCUUCUGGUUGGUGAGAGGAGAGCCCUAUGUUGAUUGUGUUUAUUAUUAUUAUUAUUAUUAUUAUCAUUAUUGUUUGGAUUGCUUACCACAUGUGUCACGUGGUAUGUUGAUUGUGGUUUAAUUUUGAGAAUAAUAAUAAAACAACAUCUGGCCUCAUAGGGUGGGAUACGCUGAUUCAUUCACCAGUACAUUUGCUACAACUAGCUGCUCAGUAACUGAUUUUAGUGGUCUGUAUUUCACCUGAAAGAGUGUAAACUGUAUAUCUUACAGACUGUAAAUGCUUCUGGGAUAGCAGGUUUACAGUGAGAUGAAGUGAUGUGUCACAUAAUCCUAUUAUUGUACUUGUCAGGUUGUUCAUAGAGGGGACAAAAUUAGCACAAAAUACUGAUUUCUUCAACAAAAAUUUGAUAGGUGCUAGGCCAAAGAUUAUCCGGUAAAAACAAUAAUGUGAUAGAAAAUGAGAACAAAAAGAGAGGCUAAAAAAUAAUAUGAUCGAAAUUACGGAUAGGACACAGAGGAAAACAAGCAGAACGUUUACUAGAAAUACACUUGCAGCGACAAAAUGUUUACAUAUCAAGUGUCGGAUAUGUUUAUCUCGAGGCAAAUACUAUUAUCUAAUUUGGAGUAUAAUAAAAAAAGGCACAAUGUAAACAUUUUGUUUCAGAUGGCCAACAUAGCUCAUAAUAAAGAAAAUAAAAUAAAAGAAAAAACAUCUGAAACUUGGUGGAUUCUGCUUGAUAUUGAAGACAGAUAACCAGAAAUGAACAGCAUCAACUAAGAACCUGCAGCCACUCACUCGGGUCACAUUGCAAUAACCAACUUGGCUGGAGUGGACUAGUUUUG
Molecule: messenger RNA, 2049 nt
Organism: Aegilops tauschii subsp. strangulata
Lineage: Eukaryota; Viridiplantae; Streptophyta; Magnoliopsida; Poales; Poaceae
Product: cytosolic sulfotransferase 5
Molecular function (GO): sulfotransferase activity
Source: RefSeq, a predicted model, not a curated record